AUGACCCACCCCAGCAAAGGGAAGCGUGUGUCUCGCGCAUGUAUAUCUUGCCGGUCGAGAAAGACAAGAUGUGAUCUGGACUCUACGGGCUCACCUGGUACUCCGCCCUGCCAGCGAUGCAUUGAAGAGAAGCGCGAGUGUGUACUCGCCACCUCGCGCCGUGGCGGCCGCCGCGUGCGCAAGAAAAAGAACCUCGGUGAAGCAGGAGCCAGCGCUGCCGGUGGUGGAAGCGGCACCGCCAUCGCAGCCGGGCCGCUGCAAACGCCUGUGCGCCAGACGUCGGCCCGCGAUGGCCAUGGCAUGGAUGCAUGGCCGCAUGGUGGUGCUGCGCAGCACCAGGAUCCAUCUUGGACCGGCGACGGCUCAGCAUCUCGGACCGACGCCUCGCAGUCGGCGUCGCGCCGCAGCUCUGUCGCCCUCGAGGGCCACCUCGCCUCUGCAGACCUUCUUAACCCCUCCGAUGCGCUGGAUCUGCUUGCACAGGUGGCCGACUUGGAGCCAGGAAAUCAUGACAAAGAAUCAAUGCCGGCGCGGACAGCGAAUUCGAGGCAAGCUCCUCGCGACACCAAUCUUCGAUAUCCGCCCAUAUCCGAUGGCGCGUUGGGCUUUGCCGAUGCUGCGGCUUUGAUACAACAUUAUCACGAGAAUUUCCAUCCAUUCUUCCCAAUAGUGUACAAGUCCAUCUUUGACGGCCACAUUUCAGAAUGGAUUGAGAAGGAGCCCCAUGUACUCACGGCAGUCCUCACAGUCGCAUCAAAAGAGGAGCCCUCGUGGCAAAGGGCUCACGAAGCCUGCUCGCGGCACAUGGAAAGUCUCCUGUCGCCGCUUAUCUAUGGUGGCGUCACCACUGUCGGAGCCGUGGAGGCGCUGCUAAUCCUUGCCGAGUGGGCACCUCAACCGCCACAUGAGAUAUCAUCCAUUGGCUGCGGAAAAGAAGACUAUGGCGCCUGGAUGCUGGUCGGCGUUGCUAUUCGACUUGGCUACCUGCAGAGGAUGGAGCAGACGGGGUUGCAGGACCCUCCAGAGAGUCCGUCAGAGAGCUUUAGCCGCAAAAAGAUUGCCUGGGCUGCUUGCUACAUGAGUGAUCGCCAAGUGUCUAUCCGUCUUGGGAAGGGAUUUUGGUCCCGUGGACCUGGGCCUGCAUCGAAUCUGCGCGCUGUCGACUUUCCUUCGCUGCAAUCACAGCAGCUGGGACCGGAUAAUAUGGGCCUGCUGUUCCAGGCGCAGUUGGAACUGACCCAAUUGUUCAGCAAUGCUCAUGAUAUUUUAUACUCGUCGACGAGCCACCGCGAACAGUUGUAUGUUGGUGGUGAAUAUGUGCGGUAUAUUGACGACUUUGCCGCUGUCUUGAGGAAGUGGAAGAUGACAUGGGGAAGCUUUAGUUUUACACCUCACGUCAAAGCAUCCCUGAUCCUGUCGUACGACUUUUUACGGCUAUACAUCAAUGCAUUCGCGUUCCAGGCAACCAUGAACAGAGCCGCGGCAAAGACACGCAAAGCCAAUAAAAGCCACACCACGGGCCCGUUGUUUGCAGACCUGGCCGCGGCGCCGGACGCCCGCUUCAUCUACGAGUCGAUCGACGCUGCGAAUUCCCUUCUCAGCAUCCUGAACAGCUUCAUCGACCCAGUGGCAGGCUUGAAAUACAUGCCGCUCAAGUAUUCGCUGUUUGUAAUUUACGCAGCUGUUUUCCUCUUCAAGGCCUGGAGCGCUGGCGCGAUUAGCAACGAAGGCAUUACUGGCGUGAGGCGCGCAAUCCUUGGAACUAUUGCGCAGCUGCAAAAGACAUCCAGCAGCACGCAGAGCAUUGGUCACCGAUACGCGAGAUCGCUGCGCUUGCUGUGGAGGAAGCGAUCAAGCAAAAGGGGCCAGAAGCAUGACAACAGCCAAGCAGCUCAGCCCGCGCCAAACAUCCCGCCUGAGCAGUCACUGCCCGGACCCCAAGAAGGGUUUGACAGCGGCUUGCAAGGGGGCAUUGGACUGGAUGCGCUGAAUGGAUUUUCAUGGCGAGACUUGGACUCUCUGGGACAGUACAUUUCCAAUGACGCGUCCAUUCACACGACGGACGGCGUGUUGACCACGCCCGAGUUCGAUUCGGAGCACAGUACGAAUGCCGUUGAUGCGUUGCCUGUUGAUUUUGCGUAUCAAAAUAUGUGGAAUGGUGGUGAUAUAAUUUUCUAG
Akanthomyces muscarius is the source of this 2178-nucleotide messenger RNA. RefSeq lists its product as uncharacterized. Bases 1 to 2178 code for a protein of 725 amino acids. Gene Ontology annotation, cellular component: nucleus. Gene Ontology annotation, biological process: regulation of DNA-templated transcription; DNA-templated transcription. Gene Ontology annotation, molecular function: DNA binding; DNA-binding transcription factor activity, RNA polymerase II-specific; zinc ion binding. NCBI's taxonomy places the organism in Eukaryota, Fungi, Ascomycota, Sordariomycetes, Hypocreales, Cordycipitaceae. The record is from RefSeq and is a predicted model, not a curated record. The transcript is spliced from 7 exons.